UAUUCAUAAGCUGCGUGAGAGAGUGUCGUCUGAACACAGUGAGCUGAAGCAGAAGGAGCUGGAGCACAUGCCCAAAGCGUCUCACGGUUAUGGAGGGAAGUUUGGACUGCAGCAGGACCGCAUGGAUAAGUCUGCCGUGGGACACGAGUAUCAGAGCAAGCUGUCCAAACACUGCUCCCAGACGGACACCUCCAAGGGUUUCGGAGGUAAAUUCGGCGUGGAAGCUGACCGUGUUGACCAGUCUGCCGUGGGCUUCGAGUAUGCCGGGAAAACCGAAAAACACGCCUCGCAGAAAGACUACACCACGGGCUUCGGGGGCCGCUACGGCGUGCAGAAGGAUCGCGUGGACCAGAGCGCUGUCGGCUUUGAUUAUCAGGGGAAAACAGAAAAGCACGAGUCACAGAAAGAUUACGCCAAAGGCUUUGGUGGCAGAUUUGGAGUGGAGACGGAUAAAGUGGACAAGAGCGCCGUGGGCUUCGAGUACCAGGGAAAGACUGAGAAACACGAGUCUCAGAAAGACUAUGUAAGGGGCUUCGGAGGGAAGUUUGGCGUUCAGACGGACCGUCAGGAUAAGUCUGCGGUGGGAUGGGAUCAUCAGGAGAAACUGCAGCUGCACGAGUCACAGAAAGAUUAUGCCAAAGGAUUCGGAGGGAAGUAUGGUGUGCAGAAAGACCGAAUGGACAAGAGCGCCGGCAGGUUUGAGGAGGUGGAGAAGCCGAGCGCGGCGUAUCAGAAGACCCGUCCUGUGGAAGCAGCUGGCAGUGGAGCUGGAAGUAUUAAAGCUCGCUUUGAGAACAUUGCGAAGCAGAAGGAGGAGGAGGACCGGAGGAGAGCCGAAGAGGAGCGCGCUAGACGACAGGCCAAGGAGAAGCAGGAGCAGGAGGAGGCGCGCAGAAAACAAGAUCUGCUCGUGGAGCCCGUCACUGAGGCGGUGGAGAACGGUGCAAACCUCUACGAGGUGGAGCCGGUCUCAGAAGAACCCACAUAUGAAGAACCGGUCCAGGAAGAGCUGUACCAGAACCCUGAGCCGGACGAGCAGAACCAGACCUCAGGUGCUCAGUCGUACGAGUUUGGGGAGGAUCUUGGCGUGACUGCCGUGGCUCUGUACGACUAUCAGGCUGCGGGAGACGACGAGAUCUCCUUCGAUCCGGAUGACGUCAUCACCAACAUCGAGAUGAUCGACGAGGGCUGGUGGAGGGGCGUGUGUCGGGGCACAUACGGACUCUUCCCAGCCAACUACGUUGAAGUCCGACAGUAGACUCGCUCCAUGCGCUCUUUACACGGCGGACGUCGCUGAAGGAGAGCCAUGCUUCCAGUCCAUUAUCAGCCCUGCUUUCUCUUCUUUCACUGUAGCAUGUCGAGCGUUCGCCGGUCAUUCUGCUUCCUUCAGCUCAACUCUCACUUCCUGUUUCACGUCAGCAGGUGUGUGCGCUUUACUGGAUCCAAGAGAUUUUAUGACACAUCUGAGAGUUUAUUCACUCACACACACACACACAUAUAUACAUCAGUAUGUGAAAUAAGAGAUCGUAGACCAGAGAUCUGAGAUCUUCUGGCAUGUUUUAGAGAAAUAAUGUCACACAGACGGCUUCUUUGACUCCUAAAGCUGCGUCCGUACGAACACUUUUAGCUCAUUUCCGUGUCUUUUUGCAGUGUUGGAAUAGGGAUUAACUGC
Molecule: messenger RNA, 1672 nt
Organism: Sinocyclocheilus anshuiensis
Lineage: Eukaryota; Metazoa; Chordata; Actinopteri; Cypriniformes; Cyprinidae
Product: src substrate cortactin-like
Exons: 12
Biological process (GO): cell migration; regulation of actin filament polymerization
Cellular component (GO): lamellipodium; site of polarized growth; cortical actin cytoskeleton
Molecular function (GO): actin filament binding
Source: RefSeq, a predicted model, not a curated record